UAUGGUGUUAUACCUUAUAUUGCACCAGAAAUCUUUAAAGGGUCUAAGUUUUCUAAAGAAGCCGAUAUUUAUAGUUUCGGUAUGGUUAUGUGGGAACUUACAACAGGUUGUAAACCUUUUGCUGAUGUUAAGCAUGAUAUUCAUUUGGUUUACAAAAUACUCGAUGGCGAAAGACCAAAAAUUACAGAAGAUACUCCAGAAUUUUAUGCUAAUUUAAUGAAAAGUUGUUGGGAUACUGACCCUAAUAAAAGGCCGUCUAUAACAGAAAUUCAUAAUAUUUUUAAUAGUUUUAAUAGU
Rhizophagus irregularis DAOM 181602=DAOM 197198 is the source of this 297-nucleotide messenger RNA. Lineage: Eukaryota; Fungi; Glomeromycota; Glomeromycetes; Glomerales; Glomeraceae. The record is from RefSeq and is a predicted model, not a curated record.